Caenorhabditis remanei is the source of this 222-nucleotide messenger RNA. RefSeq lists its product as uncharacterized. Bases 1 to 222 code for a protein of 73 amino acids. The record is from RefSeq and is a predicted model, not a curated record. The transcript has 2 exons. Lineage: Eukaryota; Metazoa; Nematoda; Chromadorea; Rhabditida; Rhabditidae.
AUGUUCCAAAAGUCUCUGAUUGUCUUGGCUAUUUCUCUCUUCUGUCUUGCUUCAUCUCAAAUUGUGUACACUCCAGAAGUCGUUUCAUCUCCAUAUUACUAUCCAUAUUCUUAUUCAUCUCCGGCUGUUGCUUAUCCAAAUGCUUUCUAUGGAUGGGGAUCAAAUAAGGGACAACAAUCUCCUUCUGCUGCUCCAACUCAGAAGUUGACAAACAAUCAAUGA